Huiozyma naganishii CBS 8797 is the source of this 993-nucleotide messenger RNA. It is a transcript of the gene CAR1, whose product is annotated as arginase. The transcript has a single exon. Gene Ontology annotation, molecular function: arginase activity; manganese ion binding. Gene Ontology annotation, cellular component: cytoplasm; cytosol; nucleus. NCBI's taxonomy places the organism in Eukaryota, Fungi, Ascomycota, Saccharomycetes, Saccharomycetales, Saccharomycetaceae. Bases 1 to 993 code for a protein of 330 amino acids. The record is from RefSeq and is a predicted model, not a curated record.
AUGGUUGAAUGCGGUGGUGGUAGUACAUCCCAGUACAAUAUGUCUAACUACGUCUCGUCGAAAGAAUUGACCAUUAUUCAAGCGCCGUUCUGCGGUGGGCAGGGGAAACCCGGGGUGGAGAAGGGUCCCAAGUACAUGUUGAAGAACGGGUUGCAAAGCCAGUUGGGUGAUCUUGGGUGGACCACUACUGUGGAGACGCCGUUGGAUGCCGCUGAGUUGAAACUUAUGAUGGAGAGGGAUGAAGUCACGGAUCAGUACAAGAGGUCUAAGAGACCCAACCUCGUGGGUGAUAACACAAAGAAGAUAUACCAUGCGGUGAAGAAGACUUGCAGUGAGGGGAAGUUUGCUCUGACACUCGGUGGGGACCACUCGAUUGCCAUUGGUACUGUCUCUGGUGCUUUGGCUCAGUACCCAGACUUGGGGCUUCUUUGGAUUGAUGCUCACGCGGAUAUUAACACUCUGGAGAGUACUAACUCGGGGAACCUUCACGGGUGCCCCGUGUCCUUCCUGUUGGGGCUUAACGACGAUUGUCCAGAGUCUCUGAAGUGGGUCCCCGGUGAUUUGAAACCGGAGAAGAUCGCUUACAUCGGGCUUAGAGACGUCGAUGACGCGGAGAAGAAGAUCAUUAAGGAUUUGGGGAUUAAAGCUUUCUCCAUGUACCACGUCGACAAGUACGGGAUCAACAAAGUCAUCGAGAUGGCUCUGCAGGCCGUGCACCCGGAGACCAACGGACAUGGACCCAUCAUGUGCUCUUACGAUGUAGACGCAGUGGACCCACUGUUUGUUCCUGCCACGGGGACACCAGUGAGAGGCGGGCUUACUCUGAGGGAGGCUCUGUUCCUAGUGGAGAGGCUCGCGGAGACCAAAGAUCUGGUGGCACUGGAUAUUGUAGAAUGCAACCCAGACCUUGCAGUAGACGAUAUCCACGUUUCAAAUACGAUCUCUGCAGGGUGCGCCAUCGCAAGGUGUGCCCUAGGUGAGACUUUGCUAUGA